This is a messenger RNA of Paramecium tetraurelia, 1464 nucleotides long. RefSeq lists its product as uncharacterized. Gene Ontology annotation, molecular function: ATP binding; protein serine/threonine kinase activity. NCBI's taxonomy places the organism in Eukaryota, Ciliophora, Oligohymenophorea, Peniculida, Parameciidae. The record is from RefSeq and is a predicted model, not a curated record. The transcript has 4 exons. Gene Ontology annotation, biological process: autophagy; peptidyl-serine phosphorylation; autophagosome organization. Gene Ontology annotation, cellular component: cytoplasm; autophagosome.
AUGGAUUCAAGACUUAUAAAAUAAGUGAGAUAAUAUAAAUUGAGGAAAAUAUUAGGUCAGGGAUCUUUUGCAACUGUGUUUUUAGGGGAAAAUCCAAAGAAAGAAAUUUUCGCAAUCAAAGAAAUCAAACUUGAAGAAGAUGACGGAUCGGAAGAAGUUCAAAAAUUACAUUAAUAUUUCGAAUAAGAAAUAGAGAUUUAUUUAAAAACAAAGCAUGCUAAUUUGGUGAGUAUGAUAGAGGAAUUUACUGAAAAGUAGUUUCGCUAUUGUGUAUUUGAGUAUUGUGCCAAUGGAGAUUUAAAUAACUUUUGGAAAAACAAUUUACUCACUGAAUAGGAAGCCAAGACGAUAUUCACAUAAAUUUUAGCUGGAAUGAAAUAUCUUGCUGAAUAAUCUAUUGUACACAGAGAUUUGAAAUUGGAUAAUAUUUUGAUAGAUGAAAAAAACACAAUAAAAAUAGCUGAUUUUGGGUUUGCUAAAUACUAUAAUUCAGAAGAUAUUUUCGUUUCUUAUUGUGGAACUCCAGCAACAAUGGCACCAGAAAUAUUAAAUAAAUAGAGUUACGAUUUUAAAUGUGAUAUUUGGUCAUUAGGAGUGAUCUUAUACUAACUUAUUUUUAAGAAAUAUCAUUGGAAGGGAAACGUUCGAAGUAUACUUGACUUACAGAAAUAGCUCUAAUAGUACAAAGUUGAAUUUGAUAAUUAAGUGAAAUUAUCGGAUGAAGGAAAGGAUCUCAUUAGUAAAAUGCUAGUUAGUGAUAAAGAAAAACGAAUUAAUUAUCAAUAAUUAUUUGCUCAUCCUUGGUUGGAAGGAAAACUAGAUGAAUCCUAAAAUUUGUUGGAAUCAUAAUGGCUCAUCUAAUCUAAAUUGACAACAAAAUAACCAGGGUAGAUAAUAGGCAAUAUUAUAAAAUAAUAAAGGAGAGUGAAGGCAGACUUUUGUUAAAUACUUGAUCAUUGCAUAAAGGAUUCUAGGAAGGAAGAGGUGAAAGAAAAAUUUAAAAAUUUUAGAAAGCAAGUCAAUUAAGAAAAAUUUAAUAUUACAAUAAAUAGUAAUAAUUUAAUAGACAAACCCGAAUUCGAACUCUUUGAUUAUACAUGUGAAUUGUAUGAAUUUUUGAGCAACCUUUAUGAUCAAUAUGAAAUGAAUUAUAGAGAGACUGCAAAAAAAGAGUUGGAAUUGAUUUAAUUCCUAAAGGAAAAUCCAUUAUCUAAUAGUAUCACUUUCAACUUUGAUGGAUUAAAUACACUAGAGUAAAUUAAAGUGGUGAGGAAUUCUAUUGUUGAAGAGGAUAUAAAUGACUUUGAAGAUCCUUAAAAUUGGUAGAUAGACACCAUAGAGAUUGAUGAAUUUAAGAGAGAUGUCGUUGACCUGGUGAUUCAUGAUAGAUUUAAACUGAACAAGCUAGAUCAGAUGUACUCCUAUCAUGUUAGUUAGUCUAAUAAUAUAUUAAAUAAAAAUUGA